GGCAACAUUAAAUUAAUGUCAAUGUCAAAAGAGUCAAAAACAAGGAGUAGGAAAUUAUAAUUGGAUUUUAGUACUUUCAUAACAAAUGAUAAAAUAAAAAAAGAAUCCCUUGAAACAUUUGAUUAUUAGCUGCAGUUUAUUUAAAUCGGAUAUGGAGCUACCGUUUGAGGUGUUAGUUUAUCUAUUCAAGUACUUACCUAAAUCUGAUAGAAAAGCAGCCAGUGAGACAUGUCGCUCUUGGUACUUAGCUGCCAAUGAUCAGUGCUUUUUGAAGAAGAAAGUUGCUAUAUUUUACAAAACAAUCUUCAAUGAAGAGUCAGCUUCACCACUUCAAAUAUUUGAGGACUCACCUAUCACAUAUUACAACUAUUUAUUCAAUGAAGUGGAAAUAUCAAGUAAACAAAAUGAAUUCUGGAACAAACUGGGUGAACACAUACAAUGUUUGACACUGAGGAACUGUGAUAUUUGUGAAAAAGUAUUUGUUCACAUACUACAAAAGUGUACAAAUCUAGAAACAUUGAAUGUACAGAAUUGCAAAGAACUCUUCAUGUCUGGACGCCUGUUGGAAGGCAAGAGUGAAGGAUUUCUAACUGAAAAUCUAGAAAACUUAAAAACUUUGAGUCUGUCUGGAAACCAGUACCUGACAGAUGCUCUGUUCAAUAGAUUUUCAUCAGCUGCACCUGCAUUAGAAGAGCUAAACUUGUCUGCAUGCUCAUUGCAGUUCCAUGCAGGUUUAGUUAAAAAGUUCUAUCCUCCAGGUACUGAUAUAUUUCAAAACCCUUCAGAAAGUGUAUUGACAUUUUAUUUUAUACUGCAGCUAAUUAUAAGUAGAGCCAAAAAUAUUAAGCGUUUGCAUUUCUCUUGUACUCUGAUUGAUGGAGCCGCACUCAAGGCUCUAUCAGAAAUAAAAGAUCUAGAGCUACAGUCAUUGCAAGUACAUUCCUGUGAUCAGCUGACUAACACAGGUAUACUAUCUCUGACAAGUUAUCAAACAUCUCUGAGAGAGCUUGACAUAGGCUUGUGCACGCGAGUAACUGACCAAUCACUUGUACAUAUAUGUAAAAAUCUAGUCAACCUGGAAUCCCUCAAUAUACAAAGAUGUCGAGCUGUGACUGAUUUGGGAAUAGCCGAACUGCACAAGUUAAAGAAAUUAAAGUCUUUAAACAUCUCACAGUGUGAACUGCUAACUAAAGAUGGUCUCGAAAAAGGUAUUUGUGCUGGAGAAAACCAAAGUCUCGAAGAACUGGAUAUAAACUCAUUGAACAUAGAUCAGACUGGUGUCAUCAUGAUCUCUGAAAGGCUUCCUAACUUACGUAUGUUGAACUUGAGCUACUGCUUCAAUGCUGUAACAGAUACAUCAGUACAAGUCAUAUUUAAGAAUCAAUUGCUCCUUCAAAUUUUAAAACUGAGCCAUUGUGACAAGGUGUCUGAUGCUGGAUUAACUGGUAUGGGGAAAGUCGAAAUAAAAGAGGGUGAAGACGGUCCAAUAAUGUCGAAUAUGGAUGAUUCACACAUGUCUCCGAAGAUUCACUUGGGAUCAAGAGCAGAAGAAGAAAUAGUGAGAGAUGCUAAACGAAAGAGAGAUGUCAUGCUCAUGUGUGAAAAACUGUCAAUGGAUUCAUACACAGGCUACUCACUAGCUCGCCUGAGGAGCCUUAAAGAGUUGGAUAUAAGUGGAUGCAAUAGGAUAACAGAUGUGAGCUUGACCUAUGCUUUUAACUUCAAAGAACUGAUAAAUCUAAACUUAAGCAGAUGCCAGCAAAUUACUUAUGAAGGAAUUGAACAUUUAGUCAAAAACUGUCCCAGUAUUGAAUAUAUUAACCUGAUAGAUUGUUAUAAUUUGAAUGAUGAGGCUGUGCAAGAAAUAGUCAAAAACUUGCAUAGAUUGAAGCACUUGGAGCUAAGGGGUUGCAAUCAGUUAAGUGACAAGACCUUGGAAGCUGUGAAAACAUACUGCAGUAAACUUCAAUUCCUGGAUGUGCAGGGAUGUCGCCACAUGUCACCCGAACUGGCGUGUUCUAUCGGCUCUUUGCCUUCUCUGCAUACAGUAUUGAUGUCUAAACCAGGACCUUACAUAGAAGAUGGGAAAAAGAAUAGAGCUCCCGCCCCAGCAUUUUUGCCUGCUUUGAUGAGAAAACUACGCUUACAUUAAAAUUUUAAAGGCUCUGUAGUGGAAUAAUUGUCAGUCAUAUUAUUGGGCUGUAACGAGCUACCUCUGCUAGUAUGAAGCCAUGUGAUUGUGCUUGCCAUCUAUAGGUAGUAACGAAAGAUAUACUUCAUGGCAAUAAUAAAGCAUUUUCAGUCAAUUGUGUCAGUUGUAGGAAAAUAGGAAGUAACUAGAUACCGUUACAAAAGCGAUAAUAAUCUACUCUUUCCUGUACGUAGUCAUCUAGUUAAAACGCAAUUACUUGUAGAAUUACUUUUACUAUCUGCGACUGUCUCAAGGCCAAGGUAGAGGCCGACAACAACAGCCGACAUUUAAUUCAUUAUGUACAGAAAUAAACAUGGCUCUGAGCAAACCCUAUAAAGUUGUGUAUGUGAGUGAUAUUAUAUAAUUAUUUUAAAUUGUUUAUUUGGUGUAGCUAACAGUGAUAAAUUGUUAUACAUUAUUAUUUUAUUUGUAUUUUAAAAAUAUAUUAUUUAUUAAAUCAGUGUAUGUUACCUGUUCUAUAGUAUUGGAAUUAAAAUUUGGAUUUCCUGAAACAGGACUAUGUAAUUAUGUCAGCUGUGAUAACAUUUAUAAAUUAAGUACAAAUUAUAAAAAAAUACCUAUGUUGCAAUAAAAGUUUUAAAUAUUAAAUUGUUUUUUUAAUCCUUUAAGCAGACAAAACAUUGACUCUCAAUACACAAAGAGGAAUUUAAAGGCAAACCUUUUUGUUUGUUUUUAUCCUAAAGGAUCCGAAACUGCUGAACCGAUUUUGACAAUUAUUUCACAAAUAGAAAGCUAAUUAUAUCAAGUAGUGAUUUUGGCUACAAUUUACUCAUGCGACGUCGGGAGGGGCAGAAUUUAAAAUAAAAUAAUAAAACAAAAAAUAUAAAUUUCAAUAUUUUAUUACAUUGAAUUUAAAAAUAACUUAUAUUAAACAUAGAUAAUGUAUUCUUACAUACUUGAUUUACCUUAAUCUUACCAAACUUUGUUCAUAAACAUAUUUUAAUGUUAUAAUACAAUGGCUGUAGUUAAAAAUAAUUGCUAAAUCUAUUGUGGUUGUAUAUACCAGUUCUAUAAUAAAAUUAUUUUGUAAAUAUAUGUAGUUCUGCAGUGUACACCCUAAGUAGCAUUUACUUAUUCAUAUGUAAAGCGGUUUAGUUACAGUGACGGAGUAG
Molecule: messenger RNA, 3324 nt
Organism: Spodoptera frugiperda (fall armyworm)
Lineage: Eukaryota; Metazoa; Arthropoda; Insecta; Lepidoptera; Noctuidae
Product: F-box/LRR-repeat protein 14
Exons: 3
Coding region: 152-2152 (666 amino acids)
Biological process (GO): SCF-dependent proteasomal ubiquitin-dependent protein catabolic process
Cellular component (GO): SCF ubiquitin ligase complex
Molecular function (GO): protein binding
Source: RefSeq, a predicted model, not a curated record